Molecule: messenger RNA, 2912 nt
Organism: Didymodactylos carnosus
Lineage: Eukaryota; Metazoa; Rotifera; Eurotatoria; Philodinida; Philodinidae
Source: the annotation of a GenBank genome assembly
AUGGAGACAGCGCAGGAGUAUCAAGCCUUCUCACCUUCACCAAAGAAACUUGGAGGCCUAACAUUACUGGCUUUGUGUUGUUUGGGCCUGCUCGGUUUAAUACUUGCAGGCGUAAUUGUGAUCGCCCUAAUACCUGUGUAUUUAGAAAGACACGGCAUCAAUGGCCCUGAACGAGAAAGUAAUAUUAUUCAACUAAUUUAUAAUCUGCCCUUAUCAAAUACGGCAUUAAUUGUUAAUGGGCAAGUACCACAAUCAAGAUAUGAAGUGUUGCAAAAUAUACUACAACAACAGUUGGAUAAUGCAACCAGCGGCAGCCCAGCAAAAAAAACACAAGUUAAAGUGAUCAAUGUUAUCGUAAAACAACCACAAAGCAUUGAGCAAGAGGGAAAACGUCAAGCACCAUCGCAGACAGUGCAAGAAUUCCAUCGUUACUAUUAUGCUACCGAAGCAGGACCUAAUGAUUCAAAAACUUCAACUCAAUUCAUAGUUGAAUUUCGACUGCUUUUUUCUACUGACUGCCCUACAACGAUUUGUCAAAGGGGUGAAGUACAAACAGUAACAACUCAAACGUUUACUGUCAUUCGAUUUGAAGAGGACCUAUUUAACAUAUUCUUUGGUUUAACAACGUCAAGCGGCAGUAAUGGUCCAAGUGUAACAACUAACCAGAUGGCAUCUUUAUUCUCUGUACCCAUUUCAAGCAUUAUGCCAACAACUGUUUCAGCUUUGUCCCAAGAAACGGGAAGAACAAAACAUUCCCGUCCAACGAAGCCUGAAACUUCUAAACGAGCGUUCACUUCACUAUUUCCCUCAAAAAUAUCAAGCGCAUCGAGUGCCACAAGUAACCGGCCACAAACAGAGUCAUUCACUUCAUCCACUAGUGGUACGUAUCCAGGUCUUUCUCAUAGGAUCUCAUACAAAUUGAAAAGUAAUUUUAGGAGCUUUGAAUACGAGAAAUGUUUUCUUUCUACUUUUUUCUCGUAUUAAUCGUAAAUAGGGUUGUUCGUAGCUCCAAGAUUUCUCACUAACGCAGUGUUGUGGAGAGCUCGAACUGGUCUUAAAUUGAUGAAAACACAUUUUUGAUAUUUUUUUGCUGCUUUUCUAAUCACAAAUCUAGACCGAAUAGCAAAAACUGGGCUCUAUUAGCCUCUAGCCACAUGUAUCAGCUUCAAUUUAAGACCUUCACUAGCUCUCUGCGAUGUUUCGUUAUCCGAGAAAUGUUGGAGCUACGAAAUGGUGUUAAGCUGAAAGUCGCGUGGUGCCAGUAUGUGAUGCAAGUUUUAGGGCUUCCAGCAAAACUCUCAUAACUCUUGAUCAGAACAUCAUUCAGAGCUGGGGGACAUCUCAUUUUGAUCAGAAAUGUUUACUGUAUUUUCAUGUAUUACUGAAAGUAGUUUUGAUUUGCUUUUUAAUAGGAAAGUAAAAUCUUUUCGAAAUUUUCAGAAAACAUUUCUAAAACCUUUCAUAACCCUUCGAUGAGGGCCAUAUAGCAUUGGGACCUUAAAUAUAUACUGUUUAAAGUGGACACAAGAUACGAUGUAGCAUGGACGAAUUGGUUAUUAGCAUGUUUUCUGGUGUAUUUUCUUUCGACUAUGAGUGCGCUUAGUUUUCUUUGAUCAGAAUGUGCUCCCGUGAUCAAGGCAUUGAUUAUUUCGAGAACUGCUACAAGAGCUGAGACGGCAUGGUAUGACAAUUAUGUUACUACUCGGGUACUUUAAAGGUGCUGUGCUUGAACUUCGAUGCUGACAGGUCGUGUAAUAACCUUGAGCAAGUUACUUACGUCUCAGCUCCUUCGAUCAUCCGUCUGACCGCACAUUUACUACAUCAUGACCUACAGCACAGCUGCUUCAGCUAGCUUUUGUGGCUUUUCAGGAAGGUAGCACUUGGCUAUUAAUUGUGUAUGAGUAGCUUAAGUAAUUGAGGGAAAGAACUCUGCGUUAAGGUAGGCGUUUUGUCAGGACUGCAGUUGAUGAUUAGUAAUGAGCAGCUCGUCAACUACAGGGAAGACAUUAAGCUGUUGAAACUGCCAUGGCAACACCCGGGAACGAUACCUAUAAGGAGAGAUAGUGCUUCAAAAACUCACUUGCCUUCGAAGCGGCCGUGUGCUGGUUGAAACUUCACCUCUGAUAUCUUUUUCUGGCUCUUUGCUUUUGUCUCAGACUACAUGAAUUUAUUCAUCUGGCUUCUAGGAUAUUCAUUGCGGCACGUUUCGAAGAAAUGGGCGGUUGCUUUUCAUUUAUUAUUUUUUCUUCCCGGAAAAAACACAUUAAAUAGAUUUUUUUUUGAAGAACAACUAUUUCAAUUCACUUUUUUAAAAAUCUUUGAGAAAAACCUGUUUAAAUUAAUUUUCCAAAACCUUCACUUAAAAUCAUUCUGAUUAACUUUUUCUGUGAGAAAUCCAUUUAAACGUCUCUGUCUUAAUAAAUCUGAUUUUAGUCUUUGACAAAAUCUAUUUAAGUUACUUUAAUCUCUGAGCUGCAGAAAAAGAUAUUCAAAUUAACCUUUAACAAGGACCAAAAUCAGCCUGAUUGAGAACAAAACUAAUUUCGACAGAUUUUUUCCACGGAAAGUUCCGCCGAAUGCAAACAACUCAAUUUCUCGAGUAAAAAAAAUGCUAACUCAAAACAAAUGAUACAUUAAUGCACUAAGACCUAAAAAACACUCCCACAGAAUCUACAUCCGAAAAAAAGCAAGAAAGGACACCACAAGAAGCUAUCUAUAUACAAUUCAAAGUUGACAAAAACAAGAGACAAAACACAAGCAGAAAAAUUAACAAUCAUCUCUCAAACGCUUUCUUUAGUUGUUGGCAAAAUCAGCGGAUCUAGUACCGCACCGGUUAAUGUCCCACAGACAUAUACAAUCAGUUACACUACAGGAACAAACUAUAAUUGGUCUUCUAGUCUAUCACCAUUUAC